AAGUUUUAAUCACAAUGACGCCGAUAUUCAAAAGCAGUGAAUUCGUACCAACUGUACCGGAUUUUGUCCAUAUACCAUUUUUUCUAAUAAAAUGUUUGGGUGUAAAACUUUUCAAAUGGACACCGGAUGAGCCAAUAACUAAACUACAAAUAACACUACUGGCAUUAUUCACGGUUUUUUCGAUCUUCAAUUUUACAAGCAUGUUGCUCUACGUCGUCUACGAAGAUUUGGAGACCUUACUGGAUAUAACUGAGUUUGUUUUAUUUUGGGGAUUCGCGCUGAAUGCUCUGAUGAAGGGCAUUUCGAUGGUCUGUUUUCGACGCGAAAUCGAGUCUAUACUUAAGGGCUUAAUUGCCAAACAUCCAAAAACGGCGGAAGAGCGUGCGACUUACCAAUUGGUGCCAUACUUCAGAACAAUUAAUAUAUCCAAUAAAUAUUUGUCAAUAUGGCAUUUAAGUAUAACAUCAAUAUUUGUUGUUCAUCCAUUCAUAGCAUCGAUACAUGAUUAUGUAAGCCGUGAGGAUAAAAAUAAAAGUUUUGACUUCACUUUACCCUUCAUGAUGACCUAUUUCUAUGAUAUAAAUCAACCGUUAGCGUAUGCGGUUUCAUAUUUCCUACAAUGCUGUGGGGCAUUCCAUGUGUCACUAUUAUUUCUGAGUGGCGAUUUAUUGCUCAUCUCCAUGGUACAACUAGUUAAUAUGCAUUUCGGAUAUUUGAUCUAUAAAAUAGAGAGUUUUCAACCAACCGGUACGGAUGCUGAUAUGAAAGUGCUCGGACCUUUGAUGGUAUAUCACAAUGAGAUGUUGAAUUAUGCUGAGCGAAUCGAUAACACUUUCGGCUUGGCCACACUUCUCAACUAUGUCGGCUCAUGUUUGGUACUUUGCCUUAUUUGUCUUCAAAUAGCGAUGGGCUCGGAGGCUGUGAUCGUCAUUAAGUUUAUCGGUUUUCUUGUUUCAACUAUAGUGCAGGUCUUUUUCGUCUCCUAUUUCGGCAAUAAUCUUAAAGAUUUGAGUACUGGUAUAAGUGAUGCGUUCUACAAUCAUCCCUGGUACGAUGCCAAUUACAAGUAUAUGCGAAUGCUAGUUCUACCCAUAGCACGUGCUCAGCGUUAUGCGCGCUUGACGGCUUUUAAAUUCUUCGAGAUAUCAAUGGAUAGUUUUAAGUCGCUCUGUACCACAUCAUACCAAUUUUAUACACUAUUGCGGACAAGCAUUGAGGAAGAGGAUGUUUAAAUUAAACGAUGGUUGGCGGAAGUUUUUAUUGGUAAUCUUAAAUAUACUUUAUAAAUAAUAAUUUAACAGGCAAACCUAGAUGGUGUGCAUAAAUGGUAACAAAUAUUAAACAUGAGAAACAUUUGUUUUCUUAGGUUUAAAAUAGCUGCAUACAUUCUGCUUUACUUUUCUAAGGAUUGACUUCACUUUGCUUGGACAAAUUCAAUGGAAUGGAUCAACAUAGUGAAGCAUCCACGUCUACUUUUGUCUAUAAUUUCGGUGUCAUCGAUUUUUAAAGUCAUUUACUCUGUCGUUCCAGAGUUUUAUUCGUAGCAAAACUCCAAUUUUUCGUUACUAAUUCUAUUAUAUCUUCUUAAAGCCCAGUUUAAGAUGAGCACCUAAUUUUACAAAGUUUAUUCUAUUUUGUUCAAAGCUUUAAUAUACUUUUAGCGCGUAAUUGCAACUCUUUAAGUCUAGUAUGUGUCCUUGCACAUGAAAAGUUACCAUUUCAUGUUCUUCAAUUAUUGCUCAUAUUACUUCAUUGUAUAGAUUAGGGUGUCAACAGAAAUUAAAUUUUUAUAACAGAAUAUUGCCUUGGUCACAGUCGUCGAGUGUACUAAGUUUCUUAGGAGAUUCUGUACAGUUUUCCUCUAUCGUUUCUUGUCUACCCUCCAUGGAUAGAGAUUGUAUUGUUUAGGAAAUCGGAGGUUUGAAACCUUUGAAGAUUUCAUCGGCGCUGCCCUUAAAUCAUUUAAUGCACAUAUCUUCCAAACCGCUUAAAGUUACAGCAAUCAAACUGACUGAGAGGAAGUUAUUUUAUCUACUAUACAAAUCAAGUAUAUAUAAAGUUAUCAGAGUAAAAUUUUCCACUCAUGACGCCCUCAAUGUGUAAAAACAGGUCAACAAUUCCCUUAGACCAAUAUACAUACGUAUGUGCAUAAUAAAAAUAUUUUUGAACCUCCAGUUGUCUUUAUAACACAUCUAUGGUUCAAUAUGUAAGAAGUCUUAAUGUAAUGUAGAAAUAAACCCUUUCUAAUAACAGUGU
Bactrocera neohumeralis is the source of this 2256-nucleotide messenger RNA. Its product is annotated as odorant receptor 67c-like. Gene Ontology annotation, molecular function: olfactory receptor activity; odorant binding. The record is from RefSeq and is a predicted model, not a curated record. The transcript has 4 exons. Gene Ontology annotation, cellular component: plasma membrane. Bases 15 to 1232 code for a protein of 405 amino acids. Gene Ontology annotation, biological process: sensory perception of smell; detection of chemical stimulus involved in sensory perception of smell. Lineage: Eukaryota; Metazoa; Arthropoda; Insecta; Diptera; Tephritidae.